GGUUGACAUAAAUAGUCAGCACGCGCUAAAUUUGUUUGCGGCGAACACUCGCAAACGCUCUCUGAAAAUCAACCAUUUCUCUCACGGCCAUGCUACGAUAACAGUGCAGGGGUGUAUUGGGGUGUUCUAGGGCUAGAAUACAUAUGUUCUACCCAGACCAUAAAUAUGAGCCCGAUAAAUAGCUUGUGGUUCAAGUGGAAGAGCCUGAAGCUUCCCUGGCGCAGAACCUUUCUCGCCGGAAAGGACCUGAAUGGAAAUACUUUCUGGGAAUUUAAGGACGCUCUCAAUUCCAAGCGACUCCGGCGCAUCGUGAAGUACAACCCGAAAACCCACCUUGCGGAUGUGAAGGUUUCCCCGCAAUGGCAUCAGUGGCUUCGGUACACUCGCCAGGAGCCCCCAACCAUACAAGAACAGCAAAACGACCUUCUCCGGCAAGAGCGCAUGAAACAUCUCGCCAAACUCGCAGAUGAGCGAUGGGCUAGCAAGCCCUCGUUCCUGGACAGGCCACAGGGACAGCAGUCCGGUCCCACAACGAAACCCUCCCACGAACCCCAUCACUCCGCCGCCCAACCUGACCAACCGGCAGGGGUACAAAACACCAUCGAGAAACAGCCAGUACCCAAUGGUCAAGGUAACAAAAAUAAAUCCCCCUGGGCUCGAGAAACCGGCGGACCAAGUGAGAAAUGGCAACCUGAAUCGUGGAAUCCAACUCCAAAAGGCAGAUAAAUUUGAACAUCUGAUGGUUGGGAUAUCAAACUAACAUGGGAUUUCGCCAACGGUUGGGCUGGAGAAGACAUAUUUCAAAAAAAAAAAAAAAAAAAAAAAAAAAAAAAAAAAAAAAAACGACCCUCUCCAUUGCGCACGACAGAACGAACAUUGGGUCCCUCUGCUUUCCGGACAAAACUUGUGGAUGCCUAAAGUUAUCGUUGGAUAAAAUUCGACACCAAUCCCGUCAGGCACUCACACACCCUACAACCGAAUUCUUGUACAAUACACUGGUGGCGAUUUUCGGAAUACAUAUGUAAAAUAAAUAGGCUGAAAGGUAAUAGAGGUAGGAUGCCAAAAGGAAUGGGUCAAAUUCGCACCCAACAUGCGACAUGGUUGCUGCUACUCUGAUAAUUUGACUUGACUGGCAUGAAAUCUGUGGCGUCAGGUCUAAGAGAUUUAUCUCCCCUUUCACUAAGAGUAUUGAAUAAGAAAUGCUCAUUAUCCUGUACAUUAUUGAUACUCAUAUUAAUGAAGUUAUAAAUAAUUUACUCUUCAAUGCUCUCUUGCAGGAGUGGUUAUUGCAAAUGUUUCAACAAUACAUCCGAGCCAUUCUGUCUUACAUACAGUUGCCUAGAGUGACAGAUAUAUAUGUGCUUAUAAAAUUAUCAUGCUUUACAAAGGAGAGUGAAUCAUACAUCCACACUUAUAAAUCACUAAAA
Molecule: messenger RNA, 1427 nt
Organism: Blastomyces dermatitidis ER-3
Lineage: Eukaryota; Fungi; Ascomycota; Eurotiomycetes; Onygenales; Ajellomycetaceae
Exons: 3
Coding region: 166-726 (186 amino acids)
Biological process (GO): mitochondrial respiratory chain complex I assembly
Cellular component (GO): membrane
Source: RefSeq, a predicted model, not a curated record